CCAUGCCUGCAGAAUUCACCCUUUCUUGAGUUCCAGACGAGACUUCUUGAUCAAAAAUUGAACUUUUAAGGCUGUCUGCAAUCUCUGUUAAUUAUUCUUUGAAAUCAUACACACACAUUAAUCCUGCAGAUCAGACAGAGAAGGCUUUUCUUACAGCCACACAUUCAUACAAGAGCUAUGGAAGGGGAGGAGUUAGAUAGCUUGGCAUACACAUACAAGGUGAAGCGCUGUACCGUAGGACGCCGCCACAGCUGGUUGCGCUGCCCCUUUUAUCACCCUGAGGAGGGGAAAAGAAGGCGGGACCCGAACAUUCACUCAUACCGGCACAUUCCCUGUCGCUAUUACCACGGGCGCCGCCGGGUGUGCCCGCGGGGAGACAAUUGUCACUACUCCCAUGGGGUUUCGGAGACCUGGUAUCACCCAGACCGAUUCCAAACCAGACUCUGCAAUUACGGGUCACACUGCGAGAGAGUGUUCUGUUCCUUUGCCCACAGUCGCGAAGAGCUUCGUCCCCCUGAUCAAUAUACAAUCAUAAGGGCCCAGCAGCAUCACCCAGACCGAUUCCGAACCAAACUCUGCAAGUACAGGCCACGCUGCAAGAGAGCAUUCUGUUCCUUUGCCCAUGGUCUCAAACAGCUUCGUCGCCCUGUUCAAUAUAGGAACAACAGGAAUCCAGAAAAUUCUGGCCCAUCCUCUUCUGCUGCUGUCGUGCCACAAGCUACAAUUGGUGUUCAUGAUCAGAGGGUAAGGCCAGCAGCUGUGAUCCCUUCAGCCACUCAGAGAGCAAAUGGCAAUGAUCAUGCCUCUCUGAACAGUCCAGCAAUGAACAUGCCCGAUUUAUUUGGGCAAUGGAGACGCAAAGAAUUCCGCUGAUGCUGCAAAUUCCCCAAUACUUUGAUGAAAUCUGCAGAUUAGAUAUCAGACAGUCUUCUUCAACAAUAUACUAAGUAAUGGUCG
This is a messenger RNA of Cuscuta campestris, 957 nucleotides long. Lineage: Eukaryota; Viridiplantae; Streptophyta; Magnoliopsida; Solanales; Convolvulaceae. The record is from the annotation of a GenBank genome assembly.